GCCUCCUGAACAAAGCCGCCGAGGAUGCAGAGUGGGCAAAACUGCUCCGUACGGCUCGGCGCAUGCUCGGGAGCCCCGUGCUGUGCUCUCCCAGACAGGAAGCGGGAGAGUUCUUCAAUCCACAUUAGUCUGUGACAGCUGUCGGGGGUUAUGCUGGGACGGACGUUUCAGGACCUGAUAAUCGUGCUGGGUGUCAGAAGGGGAAUUUAUGGGUUGAGUCAUGAGGAAGUCUGGGGUUGAUAUGGGGGCGCCGGUCCGCGACGGUCAGUAAUUUGAGGUCUAUGCAGACUGAUGGGAAGUCUGUGGGAUGAAUGUUGGGUACAUACAGGAAUCAGCAAUAGGGACAGAUGUAUGAUCUGUGGGUCAGGGAUGGCAGGUCUGUGCGCUGUUGGAAUAUCCGUGUGGCCAGUGAUUUGUGGACCUGUAUGGCCAGUCUUGUGAUCGGGGUUCGGUGGAGGUGGUCUUUGGGAUUUGUGAUUUCAGCACCUGGUGAUUCAGUGUUUUGUAGGGGGUUAUUAAUGCAGUCAGGAACUGAGAAAAGUCAGCUCUAGUUUAGUGGGAAAGGCCUCACUUUACAAUUUAUGCAGGUCAGAGGCCGCCUCCAGGUUGAAGCCCCUCCGCAGAUGUUAGAUAUUUUCUCAGACUUCCAUCUCCAUCACUCACGUCCUUACAGAAGAAAACAUCCUUUGAACAGCUCUGUAUCCAGACAGGAGCAUGACUGUUUAUUUUAACAAAGCCUGGGAUAACCCCAUGGGAAUGAGUGAAUGAGUUCAAUCUUCUCUGCAUGACCCAUCCUUGGACUGUGAAGAAUUUACCAGACUGGUAAAUGGCUCCUGGGGAUUUAGCCUGUCUUUCAGUCCUGAUUCCUCAGACCUCUGCUCUUUUGGAAGAGAAGCAGAAAAUGACCAAGUCUCACGGUCCAUUGUCAUUUGAGGAUGUGGCUAUAGCUUUCACCAAGGAGGAGUGGCAGCAACUGGACCCCGCUCAGAGGACGCUGUACAGAGACGUGAUGCUGGAGAACUUCAGCCACCUGGUCUCAUUGGGGCAUCCAGUUUCCAAACCAGAUGUCAUCUCCAAGUUGGAACAAGGAGAAGAGCCUUGGAUCUAUCCAGAGAGGGAGACUAGACUUGAAAAUCCUCAAUUGGAUAUACUUGGAGGUGUUUCCUUCCAUAAGGAGAUAUUGGAAAGUGUAACAAGGGGUCAUUCAUUGUGCUCCAUUUUUAAGGUCUGGCAGGGUGAUGACCAGCUGGAGAGAGAUCAGGAAAAUCAAGACAGACUUCUCAGGCAAGUCAUGGCCAUCAAAAACAAAACAGUUGUUGAAGAGUCAGGCUAUUCAUAUAAGACAUUAGGAAAAAUAUUUCAUGACUACACAUACCUAGAUGCUUCAAGACAAGGACUGUAUAAAUGUGACUCAUUUGAAAAGAGCUUGGAACCUAAUAUAAACUUAUUCAGUUGUAAUAGGGGUUAUACAAGACAAAAUACUGAUGAGAAUUUUGGAUGUGGGAGUACACCUAUAUCUUCCUAUUAUAAGCAUGAAAAAAUUCAUAAUGGCUUGAAGCACUGUGAAGAUAGUCAGUGUGGAAAGAUUAUCAGCAAUAAACAAUCUCUUAUUCAAUAUGUGAAUGUUGAAACUGGAGAGAAGACCUGUGUAUGCAUUGAAUGUGGAAAAUCUUUUCUAAAAAAGUCACAACUCAUAAUACAUCAAAGAAUUCAUACUGGAGAGAAACCAUAUGAUUGUGGUGCAUGUGGGAAAGCCUUCAGUGAGAAGUCACAUCUCAUUGUACAUCAGAGAACUCAUACUGGGGAAAAACCUUAUGAAUGUUCUGAAUGUGGAAAAGCCUUCUCCCAGAAAUCAUCCCUCAUUAUACAUCAGAGAGUUCAUUCUGGGGAAAAACCAUAUGAAUGUAAUGACUGUGGGAAAGCCUUCUCCCAGAAAUCACCCCUCAUUAUACAUCAGAGAAUUCACACUGGAGAGAAACCUUACGAAUGUAAUCAGUGUGGGAAGGCUUUUUCCCAGAAGUCACAGCUGAUUAUACAUCAUAGAGCUCAUACUGGAGAGAAGCCAUAUGAAUGCACUGAAUGUGGGAAAGCCUUCUGUGAGAAGUCCCACCUCAUUAUACAUAAAAGAAUUCACACUGGGGAGAAACCCUACAAAUGUGUUCAGUGUGAGGAAGCCUUCAGCAGAAAGUCAGAACUCAUUAUACAUCAGAUAAUUCAUACUGGGGAGAAACCUUAUGAAUGUACUGAAUGUGGAAAAACCUUCUCCCGGAAGUCACAGCUCAUCAUACAUCAGAGGACGCAUACUGGAGAGAAACCCUAUAAAUGCAGUGAGUGCGGAAAGGCCUUCUGUCAGCAGUCACAUCUCAUUGGACAUCAGAGAAUUCACACAGGAGAAAAACCUUAUGUAUGCAGUGAAUGUGGGAAAGCCUUCUCUCAGAAGUCCCACCUCCCAGGACAUCAGCGCAUUCAUACAGGAGAGAAACCUUACGUAUGUGCUGAAUGUGGAAAGGCCUUUUCCCAGAAGUCAGACCUUGUUGUACAUCAGAGAAUUCAUACUGGGGAGAAACCCUAUCAGUGUGCUAUAUGUGGGAAAGCAUUCAUUCAGAAGUCACAGCUCACUGUACACCAGAGAAUUCAUACAGUGGUAAAAUCAUAAGAAUGGACUAAGCACAGAAAAGUCUUUUGAAUCUUCUCAAGCCUUAAUAAAUAACACAAAACCCAUGGAUUGCAAUGAGUUUGGGGGCAUCUUUACUGAUAAAAUUUUACAAGUGAAAUAAAGUUCCUAAUGUAUUUAAUUUUUUAUCAGAGAUAAUACAGAUGUCUCAGUUAUAUAAAUAAUGGCAUUUUCACUGUGGCAUGUAAGACUUUUGAGAUUGUGAACUGAAUGAGUAAUAUAACAAGUUACAUAUAUAGUUUAUUUUGAAGUUGUGUAUUUAUGAUUAUGUUACAUAAUAAGAAUUGGACAUGUAAUAAAAUUGUUAAUGUUAACUUAGCAUAAUUAUGGCUGUGCAGUAAUUCCCCCCAGAGGACAUGAAGAAAGCUUGAGUCAAAAGAUGCCAUGACCUAGAAUCUGUGCCUGGGGGAAGGGUUUGAUUGUCACUCCUAAAGGUACCUGUAAAAUUAUUCUUGUAGAUAGAUGGAAAGAUGGGUUGAUAAGAUCCAAUAAAUGUGGUCUCUUUGUUUGCUUGUUUGUUUCAUUUCAAGAAUAUAUGUUGUUCAGUGUCAGUAGAUGGACCCAGGAUCUUGGAAUUGACACUUCUUGCUAUUUCUCUCUUUUACUCCUCCCCUCUAGGGGUUUGGUGUGAUGGAAAGACAUAGACAGUCAUGGGUUCUAAUGCUUAUUCCAGUACUCACAGAUUGUGUAACUUCAGGGAAGCCUUUUUUCAUCCACAGCAUCUGUUCCCUAUCUAUAUGUAAAAUUCUGGCAGAGAACUUGUUUUUAGCUCAUAUGUGUCCCUGUUAUCUUCCCUCUCUGUUCUUUUGCAAGAGUUUGCUAAUACCCAGGUGUACACAUUUAAACUUGAUUUGCAUUCCAGACACUGUGUUUCUGAUUCCCCUGAUUUCUUUUCUGUCUUUUUUACAUUAAUGCUGUCCUUGUGUCUGGUGGCCUAAUUCAUACUGUUAUGGAGACCUCAAUUUUUAUCUUAUUUUGCAAACACAUAUAAGUUUAUGGUGUUUGCACAUAAAGACCCUGUGUGAUACCAUCACAAAUCCUGUGUUACCCUUUCCCAGAAGUACCAGUUCUUUUUCCUAAGAACUGAGUGGCCCUCAGAGAAAAACCCAUAGGGAAUGUGAAAGACAUGCUUGGGGUAGCCUAAUUGGGCAGGUACGAAUCAGGACACAAAAAUCCCACCUGCUGUCUCUAAAGUGUUUCUGUAUUCUUCAUUGUGGGCCCAACUCUUCUCCCAUAAGAAUCUUUAGGAAAGCAUGUUGAUGGGGAGAAGUCAUAUGUAGCAAGGAUGUAGUGACCUGUGUGGCUAAAUAUGAUUUCUGCAAGAAAGUUCCUACUUGAUUCCUUCAUAUGUCCUGCUUAGCUGACCCUUUCUCUGCAGGGCCCCAGUGUUUACUCUGAGAAGUAAGACUCUGUAUGCGAACUUCUGUGGAGGACAUGGCAUACCUCAAAAAGAUGUGCAAAUGUGUGUGAAAAAGUUCUUUGUGUCAUUGUAAACAGUGAUUGAUAUUGGAUAUAAUUGGCCUUUUAAACCUGGGAAAUAAAACCUUCAGGCAUGUACCAUGGAGUGAUCUGCUUUGAGAGGUCUUGAUGGAAGUCGGCCCCACCUGGCCCUUAUGGAAGCAUGGGAAAAUCAGGGUCUCAGGAACAUAGAGAAAUGUUGUGAGAAGGAAAUGAUAAUAUAGUAAGAGUUAUGGAAAUUAUGUAAGGAAAAUAAAGACUCAAGAGUUCUUAUCUUCUCAUGGGCCUUCCAUUUUGCCUUUUCACCUUCCAGGGAACCUCAUUGAUCUGAUCAUGACAUAAUAUGUACCAUAUAUUGCCAUAAAAUAUAAUAAAAUUUAGUCCUUAUUGAUGUAUAGAAAAUUUCCCUCUAAAGUCUGGAAAAAAGACAAUGUCCAUUCUCACCAGUUUUUCAACAUUGCAUUGAAAGACCUAGUCAGGGAAAUCAGGCAAGAAAAAAAUUGGUAUAAUGAUUGGAAAGCAAUAAAACACAUUAUUUGUUGAUAAAAUUAUAUACUUCUUUGCAUAGAAGAUGAAAAUGUAUAGGUUAAUUGUUAGGAAAUACUAAUGUUUCUGUAUAUAAAGUUUUUAAAAAUAAAGUUUAUGCAAUAGAUACAAAAUGAAAAUUUAAGGAUAUGUUACAGUAGCAUUAAAAAUACAUCAUGUCUAGAAAUAUGUGUAUUUCCAGUGCUAUGUUAAAUAGAAGUGGCAAGAAUGGGCAACUUUGUAUUGUUCCUGAUCUUAAAAGAAAAGCUUUCUUCACCACUGAUUAUGACAUUAGCUGUGAGCAUGUCAUAUGUUGCCUUCAUUAUUUGGAGGUAUGUUCUUUCUGUGACCAAUUUGUUGAGAUUUUUUUUAUCAUGAAAGGAUGUUGAGUUUUUGGCAAUUUUUCUGCAUGUGUUGAGAUGAUUUUUUAUCCUUUAUUCUGUUAAUGUGGUGAGUUACUUCUUUUAAUUUUUAUAUGUUGAAACAUCCUUGCAUCCCAGGUAUAAAUCCCAGUCAGUCAUGGUGUAUGACCCUUUAAAUGUGCUGUUGAAUUCUGUGUGCUUGUAUUUUGUCAAGAAUUUUGCAUUUAUAUUCAUCAAGAAUGUUGGGCUUUGCUUUUCUUGUAGUGCCCUUAUCUGGCUUUGGUGUCAAAGUAAUGCUGGCCUUGUAAAAUGAGUUUGGGAGUGUUCCCUUCUUAGUUUUUUUGAAGAGUUUAAGUAGGAUUGUUGUUAACUCUUUACAUAUUUUGUGAAUUCACCAAACUAUCUGGUCCUGGGCUUUUCUUGGUUGAGAUGUGUUUGAUUACUGAUUCAGUCUCUUACUCAUUAUUGGUCUGUAAAGAUUUUCUGUGAAUGAUUCAGUCUCAUAUAUUGUGUGUUUCUAGGAAUUUAUUUCUUCUUGGUUAUCCAAUUUGUUGGCAUAAUUGUUCUACAUGAUAUUAUGAUAUGUUGUAUUUCUGUAGUAUUGGUUGAAAUGUCUCCUCUUUUAUUUCUAAUUUUACUUGAGUCUUCUCUCCUUUUUUCUUAGUCUGACUGAUGGUGUGUUAAUUUUGCUUAUCUUUUCAAAAAAACCAGCUUUUAGUUUCAUUGAUCUUUUCUCUUGUUUCUCUGGUCUCUAUUUUGUUUAUUUCUGCUCUGAUCUUCAUUAUUGCCUUCUUUCUGCUAACUUUUGGCUUAAUUUUUUCUUACUUUUCUAAGUCUUUGAGGUAUAAAGUUGGUUGUUCAUUUGAGAUCUUUGUUUCUUAAUAUAGGCAUUUAUCACCAUAAGCUGCCUGCUUAGACCUGCUUUUGCUAUAUCCAAUAGGUUUCAGUAAGUUGUGUUUCCAUUUUCAUUUGUUUCAAGUAUUUUUAAAAUAUCUUGGUUGUUCAGGUGUGUGUUAUCUAAUUUCCACAUAUUUGUAAGUUUCCAGUUUUCUUUGUUAUUUUCUAGUUUCAUGCCAUUGUCGUCAGAAAACAUACUUGGUAUGAUUUCAGUGUUCCUAAAUUUGCUAAGACUUGUUUGUGACCUAUCGUAUGAUGUAUCCUGGAGAAUGUUCUGGGUGUCCUUGAGAAGAGUGUGUAUUUUGCUGCUGUUGGAUGCAAUGUUUUGUAUAUGUCUGCUAAAUCCAAUUGAUCCAAAGUAUCUAAGUGUUUCCUUAUUGAUUCUCUGUCUUCCUGAUCAAUCCAUUGUUGAAAAUAGGGUACUGAAGUGUUCCGCUAUGAUUGUAUUUCAUACCUGUUAAUAUUUGCUUAAUAUACUUAAGUGCUGUGGUGUUGGUAUAUAAUUGUUAUAUACUCUUUAAGACUUGACCCUUUUAUGAAUACAUAAUGAUCUUUUUUGCCUCUGUUACAGUUUUUAACUUAAAAGUGUAUUUUGUCUGAUUAAGUAUAGCUACCUUUGAUCAUUUUUGGUUUCCAUUUGCUUGGAAUAUCUUUUUUCAUCCUGUCACUUUGAUCCUAUCCAUGUUCUUAAAGCUGAAGUGAGUCACUUUUAGGCAGCAUAUGGUUGGGUCUUUUUUUUUUUUUUAACCUAUUCAGUACUGUAUGCCUUUUGAUAAUUUUUUUUAAAGAUUUUAUUUAUUUGAGAGAGAGAGAGUGAGCAAGAGAGAGCACAAGCUCGGGGG
Ailuropoda melanoleuca (giant panda) is the source of this 6758-nucleotide messenger RNA. Its product is annotated as zinc finger protein 300-like. Gene Ontology annotation, biological process: regulation of DNA-templated transcription. The record is from RefSeq and is a predicted model, not a curated record. NCBI's taxonomy places the organism in Eukaryota, Metazoa, Chordata, Mammalia, Carnivora, Ursidae. Gene Ontology annotation, molecular function: RNA polymerase II cis-regulatory region sequence-specific DNA binding; DNA-binding transcription factor activity, RNA polymerase II-specific. The transcript has 6 exons. Bases 827 to 2656 code for a protein of 609 amino acids.